AUGAACAGACUCUUCGGUGCAAAGAGCUCAGCUCCCAAACCCAGCCUCAACUCCGCUAUCUCAAAUGUCGACGACCGCGUCUCUUCUAUCGACGUCAAACUAGCUGCCAUCAACGCUGAGCUCACCGGCUACCAGACCAAGCUCUCCAAGAUGCGCGAUGGCCCGGGAAAGACAGCCAUCCGGCAAAAAGCCCUGAAGGUCCUGCAACGCCGCAAGAUGUACGAAGCCCAGCGCGACCAACUGCAGCAACAAUCCUGGAACAUGGAGCAAGCGGGCAUGAUGCAGGAUAACCUUAAGAACGUCAUGACGACUGUCGACGCCAUGAAGCAGACCAACAAAUCCCUCAAGCAGCAGUACGGGAAGAUUAAUAUCGACAAGAUUGAGCGCAUGCAGGACGAGAUGGCCGACUUGAUGGAUAUCGGGAACGACAUCCAGGAGAGCAUCAGCCGAAGCUAUGAUAUUCCCGAGGAUGUAGAUGAGGCGGAGCUGGAUGCCGAGCUGGAGGCGCUAGGCGAGGAGGCCGAGUUUGAGGGCUUCGGCACCGAGAGUACGCCGAGCUUCAUGGUCGACGAGGUACCGCAAUUCAUCGAUGAGCCGCCGCAGAAGGAGGGCCAGGUAAAGGAGGUUGCUGGAUAG
This is a messenger RNA of Drepanopeziza brunnea f. sp. 'multigermtubi' MB_m1, 636 nucleotides long. RefSeq lists its product as uncharacterized. Lineage: Eukaryota; Fungi; Ascomycota; Leotiomycetes; Helotiales; Drepanopezizaceae. Gene Ontology annotation, cellular component: multivesicular body. The record is from RefSeq and is a predicted model, not a curated record. Gene Ontology annotation, biological process: vesicle budding from membrane; late endosome to vacuole transport via multivesicular body sorting pathway.